AUGCCGUUUAGCACACAUCAAGAGAUUGACGAGGCAAGUCCCGGCUCCCCCUAUUCACCGUCAACAGCCUCAACCCCAGCCGUCGAUGCCGCCACCCAGACGUUCCAGUCCAACGUGACCAAGCCGCUCGAAUGGCGCAUUAAACAGCUCCGCAAGGCCUGGUGGAUGCUCGAGGACAACAAGGAGCGCAUCGUCGACGCGCUCAAGACGGACCUGCACAAGCACCGACAGGAGGCGCUGCCCAUCGACGUCGUCGGCGUGCAGUCGGCCAUCCUCGAGGCCCUCAAGCACAUCAAGUCGUGGAACGCCGACGAGCGGCCCGCGCGCACCAACCCGCUCAACUUCCUCGGCGGCGCCCGCAUCCGCCGCGAGCCCAAGGGCGUCGCCCUCAUCAUCUCCGCCUGGAACUACCCCUUCAUGGAGCUCUUCGAGCCGCUCGCCGCCGCGCUCGCCGCCGGCUGCACCGCCGUGCUCAAGCCCUCGGAGCUCGCCCCGGCCUCGCAGGACCUGAUCGCGCGCAUCGUCCCGGAGUACUUGGACCGCGACGCCGUGCGCGUGGUCACCGCGGGCCCCGCGGAGAUGGACCACCUGCUGGGCCGCAAGUUUGACCACAUCUUCUUCACCGGGUCCACGGCGGUGGGCAAGAUCAUCUACGCGCGCGCGGCGCCGACGCUGACCACGGUCACGCUGGAGCUGGGCGGGCGCGGGCCGGCCAUCGUCACGGCGAGGGCGGACGUGGACCUCGCGGCGCGGCGCAUCGCGAAUGUCAAGUUCCUCAACUCGGGCCAGGUCUGCGUCGGCGUCAACCACGUCUUCGUCGAUCCCAAGGUCAAGGCGCCCUUCCUCGCGGCGCUGGCCAAGUACUUUGACAAGUACCUCGGCGGCGGCCACGCCGCGGGCGCCUCGACGGUCAACCCAGGCCACGUCACCAACAUCAUCAACGACCGGCACUACAACCGCCUCGAGGGCCUGCUUGAGAAGUCCUCCGGCAACAUCAUCUAUGGUGGCGGGCGCGACCCGGCCACGCGCUACUUUGCGCCGACCGUGGUCGACAACGUCACCACGGACGACGCGCUGCUGUCCGAGGAGCUGUUCGGGCCGAUCCUGCCGGUGCUGGACGCGACGCUGGACGAGGCCAUCGCGUACACGGCGGCGCAUGACCACCCGCUCUCGCUGUACGGCUUCACCGAGUCGACGGCGGAGCGGCGCGCGAUCCUGGAGCGCACGCGCUCCGGCGGCGUCACCUUCAACGACGGCGUGCUGCACAUGGCCAUGAAGGACGCGCCGUUUGGCGGCGUCGGCGCCUCCGGCACGGGCGCGUACCACGGCAUCUACGGCUUCCGCGAGUUCACCCACCUGCGCACCGUCGCGGCCAUCCCCGGCUGGGCGGACGCGCUGCUGUCCUUCCGCUACCCGCCGUACACCAACGCCAAGGCGCUGGCGCAGAUCAAGGCGACGGGUGGCGGCGCGACGGUGCCGUUUGAUCGCGAGGGGCGCGCGACGACGACGCUGCUGGGGAGGAUCCUGGGGCAGUGGAAGCUGCUGGUGCUGCUGGCGGUGGUGCUGAGGUGGCGCGGCUGGACGCUGGACGACGUGCGCAACCUGGUCGGGUGA
Cordyceps fumosorosea ARSEF 2679 is the source of this 1614-nucleotide messenger RNA. Its product is annotated as Aldehyde dehydrogenase NAD(P)-dependent. The record is from RefSeq and is a predicted model, not a curated record. Gene Ontology annotation, cellular component: cytoplasm. The transcript is spliced from 2 exons. Gene Ontology annotation, biological process: aldehyde metabolic process. NCBI's taxonomy places the organism in Eukaryota, Fungi, Ascomycota, Sordariomycetes, Hypocreales, Cordycipitaceae. The coding region runs from base 1 to 1614 and encodes 537 amino acids. Gene Ontology annotation, molecular function: aldehyde dehydrogenase (NAD+) activity.